This is a messenger RNA of Plasmodium vivax (malaria parasite P. vivax), 6462 nucleotides long. RefSeq lists its product as hypothetical. The transcript has 3 exons. Bases 1 to 6462 code for a protein of 2153 amino acids. The record is from RefSeq and is a predicted model, not a curated record. NCBI's taxonomy places the organism in Eukaryota, Apicomplexa, Aconoidasida, Haemosporida, Plasmodiidae.
AUGAAUAUAAAAUGGUUACCAAAUAUAUCUCUUCUUAAUUAUAAGAAAAAAAAUGGAAAACAGAAAUUUGUGAGGAGCCGCAAACGGUUUCGUACCAUAACAUGGAAAUACACCAAAACGAUUGGGCCCUUUGCUUCGUUUAUAUACAUAUUUAACCAGAGCAUAGGAUCAGGCCUAUUUGACAUUCCAAGCCUAAUAGAUGAAGUAGGAUGGAUCCCAGUAAUUUUCGGAAACCUGUUCGUCUGCUCAGUGGCCGUUUUUUGCAGCCUGAUGAUAUUAAGAGCCAUGACGAUGAUACCGAAGAACAAAAAUUUCGAGCAGAGAAUAGAGUACAGCGCAGUUAUAAAAUAUUUCAUGUCGAAUAAAAAAUAUAAAUUUGUCUCCUUUCUCUACCACUUGGGAAAUUUAUGUAAUAAUAUUUGUGGAAUACUUGUCAUAUCAAAGAUCGUAGACAUUUUCAUUAUAAAAUUAUUUGGAAGUACCAUUUUAUUUCAAGUUUAUCCCCAAAUAAAGGUAUCAAAAUGUUCUCUUUCCCUUUUGGAUACCAUGUACAAUGGUUAUUACUACUCCAGCACGGGGCACUACGAAACGGUGGUCAUCGGGGGGGUGACCAUAGGCUACAUCAUCAAUGCAAUUAUAUGUAUACAUUUAUCAUCCAAAGGGUUGGAAGAAACUAUAAAUUAUCAGUAUGUCGUUUUUAUGAUUUUUAUGACGUCUUUUUUGUAUCUCUCCGUUUCCUCCACCAUAUAUUUGCUCUCCCAGAAUUAUGUGGACCAAAAUGGGACACUCAGCAAAGUGGACGUGCAUAACAAUUUGAUAUUAAAUAGGGCCCAUUUAGAAACUGAUUUGGUGAAAAAUUAUCUCAAAUAUAAAGACAUAAAUCAUGUGAAAAAAAAUCCCCAGUUGUGUAGAGCUGAUCCGUUUUUUGAUCGGUGCCCAGUUAAGGACCAGUUUGGAAGAAACCCCUUUUCAGUGGAAAGUGGAGAAAAUGAAAGGGUGGUUAGGAGCAGUCAUGUUUGGGGAAACCUCCAGAGGGAGGUACAGAGGGAGGUACAGAGGGGGUCCCUACACAGAAGAGGCAAAACAUUCAGCUGCUCCUGUCUUUCGCUAAACCCUUUGUACCAAAAGAAGGCAUACAUUUUCCGCAACAGUAUUUUUUACUUCACCGUUUCCAGUUGCUCAUACGGGAUGAAUGCCAAAAAGGCUGCCUCGCUGCGGCAUUUUUAUUCGGUGUACAAAAUUUAUCACUCACUGGAGAGAAGCGGUGGGGGAGUUGCAAGUUGGAACGGGGCCGAGUGGAGACACUCCAAAGGGGAGGAGCGCAAAGGGGCGGAUCGCCAACGGGAGAGGCGCAAAACGGACGAACAGAACAAUCGCGAAGGGGGCAAAUUUAGCGGGGCGCGCUACCCUAACGGGGGGGAAGAAGCGCAGAAGCAAAACAAAAUGUUCUUUACAAAUUUGUACCACAUGAUAAGCAGGAUAGAAGGAAUAAAAAGCUACUGCAUGGGAAAAACCUUCGCCAAUUUUAUCGAUUCUUACGGAUUCGUGAGUAACAUCCCCUCAUGGGGAAAUGAAAUAACGGAUGAUGUAAAUGUAUCCAAAGCUAUCUGGCUCACAGUCAUUUUGAGCAGUAUUUUCUACUUCAUAUUUGGCCUCAUAUUUUGCCUGAACAAUUCGUUUCAAAAUAUUAACACCUCAGUUUUGUACCUCUUUAACUUCGUCGCUGUAGCCCCUAAAGUCAUCACGGGGUCUAUAUCCAUGCGUUAUGAUUUAAUGAAUUUGGACAUCUGCUCCGAUAACGCCGCUUUUUUUUUUGGAUGCAUCGCGCCCUUUUUAUCCGCAUGGAUAUUUUCAAAUGGCAUCAUCUUCUCAGAUGCGUUUAAUUAUACAAGUUUAAUUUGCGGCCUCUUUUGCAAUUUUCUGUCUCCCGCAUUUGCCUACAUAUCCGCAUGUGAAAGCAACAAGUCCUUUUACAAAAACCCAUUAAGAAAGUAUACAAUUGUGAACAGGAAGAAGACCGUUUUUUCCAGCAGCUCGGACAUUCGAAGGGCUCUGGGGAAUAUAAUCGACACGUUUGACGACGAGGAGGGGGAGAAGCACGCAGUGGAGGACAGCGACGAGAGGGAUAAGAAGUGGAGGGGGGGAGACAAUUAUCAACUGCGAGGUCGCGGUGAAGAGCAGGAGGAGGACGCGGAAUUAGAAGCAGAAUUCGAAGCGGGAUUGGACGCGGGAGCGGCACUAGGGUACAGGAGAUCCUUGUCCCUAAAUCGGUACGCCAGUCAGAGAGAAUCAAAAUUUUCUUCCAUUAGCAGAAGCUCUUACUUCAAAUUUGUAAGCGGAGAAUGCCUACCGAAAAGCUACUCCAAGGGCAGCACUGGGCAGGACUCCCUAUCGGAGAGAAACUCAAGUGAUUUUAAAUUUGCAAAUAAUUAUGACGGCAGUGGGGGGGUACACACACAUGGAGACACAGCAGAAGAGCAGCCAUUUCGCAUAAAGGGAGAUGGCACCAGCAGUAGUGCUCUUUUGGGAAAAAAUGGGAAGAAGAAGAAGAAAAAAGGCGUGAUGUUUUCUGACGAAAUAGAGGAGUGCUCUUCACGGGAAAAUUUCAAGUCCAAAAGGGGUUGCAGUUAUGGUGAAAUUGGAGGGGAAGAGGAGGCCACUCUGGGUAGCGAUCGAUGUACAAAGGGGAGCCACUCGAACGAUAGGGACAUUUGUGGAGAAACAGAAGAGAUGCCCUUUUUGAAGCAGAGCAGACGAACAAACCAACGUGACGAUACAUGGGGAAGCAGAAAUAGCUCCCAUGAAAUUUUAGAAGAUGUUAAGAUGCAAGAAGUGAAAAAGGAAAAAAAGGUAAAAAAAAAAUUAAUGUUUUCAGAUGAGGUUCAACUGUGCAGUGAGGUAGACGAAGCCGCAGAAGGGAAAAGAAAAAAUUCCAAAGGAGUAACAUUUGCAGAAGAGUCGAAGGAACCCGCCGUGGAGGAUGCAAAGCAUGCGAAAAGGGAAAAAAAGGCAAUGUCGGUCUCGCUCAAUGUGCAACUUUGCAGUGAAGACGUAGACGCAACGAAAAAAAAAAACAGCCAAUUUGGCAUAACGGUAAAUGACGAAGCGGUUCCUGAAAAAAGGGGGGAACAAAGAGGAAGCCUCAAUCCAGCAAGUGACCCUGAAAAUGUGGCACCAAAUGGGAACAGUGAGGGGCAGAAAACAAGCCUAUUUGAGUGCGAACGUGGAGAAGAAACCGAGUCGGUGGAGCCUCAGAAGGGGGAGCCAGAGCCAAGUGCACCAAGCACUAGCCAGAAUGAACAGCAAACUGGGCAAAUUAGCAAAAAGGGAUCUGCAGAUUUGCAUGACCAAGAGGUAGAUAACCCGGUGGUGAAAAGCGUCAACCAGGCAUGUCCAGCGGAAGUUUCCCCCCACUAUAAAAUAAACACAAUAAGUAAUAAUGAGUGCGUAGCGAGUGGCGGAGAAAAGGCAAAACGGUGCGCAAAGGACAGUGGGGAAGAUUGCGAAAUUGACCCGGGCGACCAAAACGGAACAGCAGCAAAUCAUUCAGAAAAUGAACAUACGCCCGGUGCAGAGAAAGCAAAACUUGGAGAAAAGGAGGAGGAGGAGAAGAAGAAGAAAGGAGGAAACCUUCUUUGUGUCCGUUUCGAGGAACAUACACAGGAAGAAACUGCCGCAACGUUGCCCGAAAAUAUAACCGCAAAGAUUAAGAACGUCAUGCAGUAUGAGCGAAAUUUUAGCGACUCUGCAAUAAAUUACGAUGCGAGGAAUCAAAUGAAAAAACUGGAAAUGAAAGGAAAUGAAGUUAUAAGAAAAAACAGGAGUUUCGAACAGCCAGAACAAGUCUUUAAGCGUCAGAGGGAGAAACUAAAGUCUCACUACAAAUGCUCCAUUUCAAAUGUGCUAGGAAGUUUUGCCAAUUAUGAUGAUAUAAUAAUACAAGGCAUGGAGCACUUAGAGAGGAAGGAAAUAAACGGAGAGAAUCUUCUUAAGAGCACUUCAAACGGGUUCGAAGAAGAGAACGAAUUGGGUCCGCCUAAUGGGAACAGCUCACGGGUGGGUUCUACCAAUGACAAGUCCUUUGUCGAAGACACGCUCGUUGAAGAAGCGGAUGAGACGCUUAAUAAGGAAAACACAUUUUCCUCUUUUGAAAAGGAUGAUGCGGAUGUUAUUCCGAAUGUGCUGGUACACAAAACAUGCGAAAGGGAUGGUGACAUUGGCAAGGGCCGCGAUGGAAGCAAAAGGGAACCCUUUUCGGAGCAUAUUCAACAGGUGCAAGCAACCGAAACAGGGAGCUUCGACCAUGCUGCCAUGGGAGGAAGGACGUAUAGCAUUCAUUUGAGGAAAGAAAACUCAAAGGAUGACGAAAUUUUAAUUAAUAACCUGAAAGAUUUAAGUACAGAGCAGGGGUUAAACAAGAACAGUUUGCAACCAGGGCAGUCGUUACACGUAAGCCAAAUGGGAAACCCUACUGGGGGACACUCACAAAAAUUUCCUUUCGAUGAUGCGUUUAUUUCUAAACAUUCCAACAAUCGUGAGGCUAACAUGAAUAUGUGCAAAAUAAAUCUGCUAAUAAAUAACACCAGCUAUAGAGAUGAACGAGACGCGCUGCUUAAGCAUUCCAAGUCGGAUGCACUAGCGGGGGAGAAGCACCAUAAGAUGAGUGCCCUUUCAACAGAACAAGGUGAAAAUACCCAUAAUGAACAGAAUUCCCCACCUUUGGGAGAGCACAAAGAAGAUCCGCAUCUGCUUUCAUUUUCAUUUCGAAACAAUUUUAACAAACAAAAGUGUGCAUCGUGUGAAAUUAUAUCGCUACCUGAGCAUGCUACCAUUCCGCAAAGAAAAAUGAAAACUUUAAACUACCAGGACUCCGUUAACGAGAUGGAUACCGCCAAUGAGCUUCACAAAAAGAACACCCUUUUUGUUAGGCAACGGAAAAAAUUAAAAUCCUCCUUUCAUGCAAACGGGGAUAUGAUAACAGGAAAUCAUAAAGAAGCAAUACACAAAGAACAAAUUAACGAAUUUCGAAAACAGAUAAGCAAAGAAUCGUGCAUACUUAACUACUACGAUGAUGAGAAAUGCACAGACGUAGCGCAAGGGGAGGCCUGUCAAAUGGGUGAAGAGAAGCUGGAUCAAGUGGUUACCAAAAAGAAAGUUGCAGAAAACAAGGCAGAGUUAGAAAUACCAAUACUACAUAUAAUGAAAUCGUAUGAAGGGCAAGCGGCAUCCCCUGACGUAGAUGUGGCGGUGAAAGAUUCGGUGGAACCAAAAUCCAAGGGGGACCCGAGACGAAAAACGUGCUACAAAUUUGCGGACAUUUCGAAACUGAUGAGUGACAUAGAUCUGGGUGAAUUCGAUUCUGCAGAGGGUGAGAUGGUAGAUGGGGGGCAUCACACCGUGGUAGACAGGAAUGAGGCAAUGCAGGGCGAAGAUAAAGCAGAUCACUUCUCAACCCCAGCAAAUGAUACAAAUUUGAAAUCUGAUGAGCGUGUUAACUUGAGCGAGGAAAAGGACCCAUCCGCAGAAACCGAAAAACCAGAUGUUGUAAAAAAACUCGAAAGAAUAUACUCCGCAUUGUCAACUAAAUUGCACUCGGAAGAUCCAGAAAUGUGCACAAGUGAUGACCAUGAUCAUACGGACUGUGUUGAUUUUCGCUGUUUUAAAAUUAUAGACAAUGUUAGCCCUGUUAAAUAUUACUACAAUGCCUUCCAUAGGAGUAAAAUUUUGGACUCGAAAAAAUAUGACCAUAUUUAUUCAAACGACUAUAUGAUAGAUGACAAAACGAAUAUGGACCACCUGUGCUCCAUUUUCUUGUUUGGAAAUCCUUUGGAAAGAAGUGAGGAAUGCGCGGAUGGUAAUAGCGGUGGUAAUGGCAAUAGCAAUAGUAAUAGCAAUAGCAAUAGUAAUGGUGAUGGUAAAAAAGGCGUGGGCGCAGGUGACGAGCAGACAGACGCGACUAGCGAUGCUCAGAACGAAAGGCUGAACCAAGACAGGGGCGAGUCUGCUGCUACUUUUGAGGACCAAAAAGAAGACACUUCCUCCACAUCAGGUUUGUAUGAAGAAAAGGGUCCUCUUAUUAAACGGUCCUUUUCUGGAAGCUUAGAAAGUCACAGUGAAAUACUCAAGAGAUGUAUAUUUGAAAAAAGUGACCUAAGCGGCGGCAGCGUUCUUUCUCGAAGGAAGCCCAACAUAAAAUUUAGCCUCAAUGAGGAAAUUAUAAACACGGAGGUACCAAAAAAGAGGAAAAGAAAAAUAAACCAUGAGUUAAACGACAUAUUUCGCACCAACGACAUCGUUGGGGACGCAAGGAAAAGCUCUGACAAAAUAGAAGUCAUGAAAAUUAGGAUCCACGUGUACCCAGCCCUUCUCCAAAAAUACCACGUAGAAACAACUUACUUGUUACUGGGGUGUCUAACCGUUUUUUCGUUCGUCGGUAUUAUAACCGAUUUUUUAUUUGGCUAA